AUGCAGGUGGACAACGAGAUGCUCGACUCUCCCACGCUCAGUGCCACGACUCCCAAGAGCCGCGGGCUGUCGAGAAACCCUUCCUUUUCAGGUAGCAGCAGCACCUACCAGGAUGACUGGGACGCGCUGCCGCCGCUCGACCGCCUGACGGUGCUCGACCUCCUGGACAACUUUGCCCUGCCGCAGCAGCUGGAGAAGCUCCAAAGGGGCAUCUCCGCCCAGACGGACAAGGUGCGGCGGUCCCGAGACGCCUUCAAGUCAAAGACGCAAAACGCCCGCGACCGAAUGGUGGAGGAAUGGAGGCGGCGCGUGCCCUCGGCCGACGAGCAGCUCGAGCGGUACCGGAAGCGCAUGCGGCAGCGGGUGGACAAGCUCGGCAAGCAGUGGAACGACACAAAGGCCAUCAGCCUCCGGGAGAAGAUAUCCUUCAUCUGCGGCGUUAUGAACAUCUUUGCGAGCGGAUACCUCAUGGGCGGCUACCCGGAGUACUUUCACAUCUGGUACACCGUCCAGCUGCUCUACUUCAUGCCCAUCCGCUUCUUCACCUACCACCGCCGCGGAUACCACUACUUCCUGGCCGACCUGUGCUACUUUGUCAACGUGCUGCUCAUGCUCAGCAUCUGGGUCUUCCCGCAGUCCAAGCGCCUCUUCACGGCCGCCUACUGCCUGGCCUACGGCAACAACGCCGUGGCAAUCAUCAUGUGGCGCAACUCGCUCGUCUUCCACAGCUUCGACAAGGUCACGUCGCUCUUCAUCCACAUCAUGCCCUGCGCCACGCUCCACUGCAUCGUGCAUCUCUUCCGCCCCGAGGAGCAGAUGAAGCGCUUCCCCGCCAUCUUCACCAUCAAGCACGCGAUGCCGGGGUCGCCGACGGCGUACGCCAACGUCCUGUCCAUGCUCGCGUGGAGCACCAUCCCCUACGCCAUCUGGCAGCUGGGCUACUACUUCUUCAUCACCGUGCGCCGGAGGGACAAGAUUGCCGCCGGCCGCCCCACGUCCUUCACCUGGCUUCGCAAGUCGUACGCAAAGACGUGGCUCGGCAAGUUCGUCCUGUCCCGCCCGGCCGCGCUGCAGGAGCCGGCCUUUAUGGUGAUCCAGUACCUGUACGCCGUGCUCACCAUGCUCCCCUGCCCGCUGUGGUUCCUCAGCCGGUGGGCGUCGACGGCGUUUUUGCUCGUCGUCUUUGGGUGGAGCAUCUACAACGGCGCAACGUACUACAUCGACGUCUUCGGCAAGCGCUUCCAGAAGGAGCUCGAGGCCAUGAAGGCAGACGUCCUCAAGUGGCAGAACAGCCCGGAGACGCUGCUCCAGUCGCCUCAGAUGGCGCCGCAGCACCACGUCGUCGUCGUCGACGGGGGGCCGCCCGCGCAGGCGACGAGUCUGGACGCGCAGCUCGCGCCGUCGCCGAUGAGGCCCGACGCGGGCAAGAAUCGGUCUGUCAGCCUCGAUCACAUACCGAUGCUCGAUGACAACUUCAAGAUGGGGGCUACGGGUGUUGAUAGGGGCGAUGAGGGCGCUGCGAGGGAGCGCAAGACGACGGGUCAGGACUGA
Messenger RNA from Trichoderma reesei QM6a, 1551 nucleotides. RefSeq lists its product as uncharacterized. NCBI's taxonomy places the organism in Eukaryota, Fungi, Ascomycota, Sordariomycetes, Hypocreales, Hypocreaceae. Gene Ontology annotation, biological process: phosphatidylcholine biosynthetic process. Bases 1 to 1551 code for a protein of 516 amino acids. The transcript has a single exon. The record is from RefSeq and is a predicted model, not a curated record.